UGACAGCGACCAUGGCGGCGACCGAUUCGCUCGAAGAAAUUCAGUCAAUGCGCGAGUGUCUCAACCAGUUGCCUUCUAUCAAAGACAACCAACAGUUGGUCGCGACGACGUCGACAAUAGUGACGAAGCUCCGCAGUUUUAACGACGCCUUACCGCAACGAGACGUGCUGCAGAGACUGUCGCUGCAAGUGCAACCGUCGCUGGUCGACGUCGUCUCCAUUUCGGAGGAAAUCGCCGGAGGCAACGACGAGAACAGGUGGAAACUGGACGAAGCGACGAGGCGGCUGUCAGCCAAUCUGUGUGACGUCGAGUCUGUGUUGGUAGAGGAAAUGCGUGACGACAGGAGUGCGGAAGAAACGUUGACACAUUAUAGAGCGAAAUUAGAGGAACGGAGAGAGCGGAUGGGAAAGUCUGUCGUCGGGGAGAAAUUAGAGAGCACGCUAGAGUCCUCACGUGAGGAGCUCUCUCACGGUGUUGAUCAUCUUGAGAAGGCGUUGGCUCAUCCUAGCCCUAAUAGAGAUGAUGUUACUAGACCUGCUGCUGUAGUGGCGAAGGCUGUCUGUUCUCUACUUGAUGUUGCUGAUACAUAUUUUCAAACUCCAUUGGUGUAUCGGUCUGAGUUGUAUGGACAUACUAUGAGUGUUAUAAGGAUUGCAAAGAACUACAUUCUUGAUGUGGAGGAGAUGAAGACGGCAGUUUCUCGUCUGACUGUGUCUGUUCAAUCAAUAAGAGAACAGUGUCAGAAUCAAAUGGGCAGGUCGGCGUCCCUUCAAAUAGAGGUCGAGUCUUUGAAGCAGGAUGAUGCAAGCAGCGAUGGCAGUGGCAGAUGUGUGACAGACAGUAAUGAGACCAGUUUGAGACAAUCACCAAUAAUCUUAACAGCAAAGGCAUUGUAUGACUUUGACAUGGAAGACAAGGAAGAAAACCUUCAGUUCUUUAAGGGAGACAUUAUUCAAGUUACGAAAAGGAAUGAAGGUGGGUGGUGGGAAGGAAGAAGCGGUGUAAAGACUGGAGUGUUUCCAGCAAGUUUUGUGCAGGUAAUAGGAGAGCAGCCUACACAGUCGCCAUCUCACUCAGCGACAAAACUUACACCAAAUUUGAGUCUGGCAGCACUGAGAACUGGACAGCCAACUUCGUCAGACCAAGAGGAUGUUGGGUCACUUUCUGAGAGACGCUCUAGCACUGGAAAUGGAAAGCUAAGAGUACAGCAUCAAUCUCCGUCAGCAUCAGAUUCUGGGCAACUUCCUGCAUAUGCAACUAGCCGCCGUGUCUACACCUGGUCAGGAGAUGAUGGAGGUCAACUUACACAGCCUGUGCACAAGGAGGGAAUUAUGAAGAAAGAAGGCGGACACCACAAGUCGUGGAAAACACGGUGGUUUAUAUUGGAUCAUGAGAAAAUUUCGUACUACAGACCGACACAAUUGAAAUCUCCAAUGGGCUCUAUAGGGUUACGAGAUUAUAAAUUUGCAGCGGUUACCGGAGAUCGACCUGGACAUCAAAAUUGCUUUAAUUUAGUGAGCAGUGGAGACAAACGAAUCUACUACUUUUCAACAAGUUCACGAGCAGAAAUGAAUGAUUGGAUUCUUCAUAUCAAUCGUGCCAUCAAGAAGCGUAAGAUAUCAUCAGCCGGACAAAUUGGUGAUGAAUCGGCUCAUGCCGAGUUUGAAGGCAGCAUGGGCAAGGUUGCUGCUGCCGAGUGCAUAGAGUACUUGUUGGUUGAGGAUCGGAUUGGACACGAAGGAUUGUUUCGAAUCAACGGCAAUGUUGGUCAAGUGAAACGCUAUCUGCAAGCUGUGGAUCAGGGAACAGUACCUCCUGUAGAGGAGAUUCACAAUCCACACACAGUGGCUAGCAUAUUGAAGCAUCUUAUCAAGGAACACAAAGUGAAAGUACUGGUCGUGUCUUCGAUAGCGAGGGAACUGUAUCAAGAAGUUGAGAAAAAUUGUGCACCAAUGGCUGCUCGUUCCUUACUUUUUGGAGUCCAUGGUUUCAGACUACUCGGUGGGCUCAUUCGUCUCUUCAGCGAGGUCCUUGCUGUUCAGAAAUCCGGGAAGAGAAGCGUGACUGUGGAUGAUUUAGCUCGAGCAUUUGGAGUUUAUGUCUUUGAAGACCUCAAUGUUCAGGAAGCUGUCGUUGUGCUGCAGUAUCUUCUGUCAGUGCAGGGUGAAGUAUUUGGUUGAUUAAUAAAGUUGGAUAGUACAGUAGUUUAAUCCAGUAGUUAACAAGGCCAGCUGCUACGUAUCAAUAAUACUGCACAAGUGUAGAAGUAGAAGUGUAUAUGGACUGUGCGUUUUAGUGUAUUGUUUUUGGAGGUUUGAAAGAACAGAGAUUAUGAUGUAUGAAGAGCAAA
Molecule: messenger RNA, 2350 nt
Organism: Corticium candelabrum
Lineage: Eukaryota; Metazoa; Porifera; Homoscleromorpha; Homosclerophorida; Plakinidae
Exons: 13
Coding region: 12-2180 (722 amino acids)
Biological process (GO): signal transduction
Molecular function (GO): protein binding
Source: RefSeq, a predicted model, not a curated record